Molecule: messenger RNA, 1719 nt
Organism: [Candida] anglica
Lineage: Eukaryota; Fungi; Ascomycota; Pichiomycetes; Serinales; Debaryomycetaceae
Source: the annotation of a GenBank genome assembly
AUCAUGACGAACUUGGUCUCGUCAAUUCUCUCAUUUUUCUCCUUGGAGACUCUUGAUACAAGACUACAUGCCCCUUCAAAUACAGAAAGAAAACAAGCCAUCAUAGCAAGAGCCAACCCCACAUCAAAAUGGAAUACUUUGGAAUAUAAAUUCUAUGCAUUGGUAUUCAUUGUGACAGUUCCAUUGAUGUAUAAGACUGCCAUGGAUGCGUCCAAUGAAACAAACCCAAAUUACCCGAAAUUUGAACAUUUAUUGAGUCAAGGUUGGAUGUUUGGAAGGAAAGUCGAUAAUUCAGAUCAACAAUAUAGAUUCUUCAGAAAUAACAUCCCCAUGCUCUUUGGAAUGAUUGUAUUACACACAUGUACAAGAAGGGUACUGAAUUGGGCAUUCCAAAUUAAGAGAAGAACUUCAUUUGACUUUAUAUUCGGUCUUGGGUUUUUAGUAGUGGCUCAUGGAACAAAUUGUUUCAAGAUUUUACUUCAUAUUGCCAUCAAUUAUAUCAUUGGAAGAUAUAUAACUAAUAGAAAAAUUGCAAUACUCGUAUCAUGGGUGUAUGGUAUUCUGUCAUUAUUCUUGAAUGAUGCAGUCCGUAAUACCCCAUAUGGAAUUGGAUUUCUUGAUAAUGGCUACAAAGGUUUGGUCCCUAGAUGGGAUGUAUUCUUUAACUUUACCUUAUUAAGAAUGUUAUCCUUUAAUUUUGAUUAUUUGGAACGUAAACAAAAAUUAUCGGAAGAUAGAGAAAAAAGUGCUGGAACUGAAAUGGGUGGAGGCGUUGAAUGUUUAUCCUUGAACUUGCCUCCACUUGAUGAUAGAAGUCGUUUAACCGCACCAUUACCAUUGAGUGACUAUUCUAUCCCAAACUAUAUUGCAUACGUCUUGUAUACACCAUUAUUCAUUGCAGGUCCAGUGGUUACUUUCAAUGAUUUCAUUUAUCAAUCAAAUUAUAAUCAAGUCUCAUCAGUAAAGAAUUAUAAAAGAACAUUCAUUUACUUUUUAAGAUUGGUUUUUUGUAUUCUUGUGAUGGAAUUUCUUCUUCAUUUCAUGUAUGUGGUUGCUGUAUCAAAGACUAAGGCUUGGCAAGGUGAUACUCCUUUCCAAAUCUCGAUGAUUGGAUUAUUCAAUUUAAAUCUCAUUUGGCUUAAGCUCUUAAUUCCUUGGAGAAUCUUCCGUUUUUGGAGUUUAUUAGAUGGAAUUGAUCCUCCAGAAAAUAUGAUUAGAUGUAUGGACAAUAAUUAUUCUGCAUUGGCAUUUUGGAGAGCAUGGCAUAGAUCUUAUAACAGAUGGGUUGUAAGGUAUAUUUACGUUCCUCUUGGAGGCGGAGGCAAUUACCGAAUUGUCAAUAGUCUUUGUGUCUUCAGUUUUGUUGCAGUUUGGCAUGAUAUUGAACUCAAAAUGUUAAUGUGGGGUUGGUUAGUGGUGAUUUUCUUACUUCCAGAACUUGGUGCAACCAUGUAUUUUAAAAGAUUCCAAAAUCAAUGGUGGUAUAAUUAUUUGUGUGGAAUUGGGGCAGUAGCCAACAUUUGGAUGAUGAUGCUUGCCAAUUUGUUUGGUUUCUGUUUAGGUAAAGAUGGUACUCUUGAUUUAUUACUGGAGAUGUUUGGUACAGUUUCUGGAAUUGAAUUUUUCAUUCUUUCUCUGGGUGCAUUAUUUGUUGGAUCACAAGUAAUGUUUGAACUUAGAGAAAGUGAAAUGAGAAGAGGUGUUAAUGUGAGAUGUUAA